AUGAAAAACAAGGAAGCUCAAUGGCACGAUUAUAUCGAUAAAAGAGUUAUCCGCUUUUCCCCCCAUGACAAGUUGGAUAAAGUCUUAACUAAAUUACGAGUUAACAAUUGCCGUUUGGCAAUUGUUCAAGAAAAAAAAAAGUUAUUAGGAAUUAUCACCCUCCAAGACGUUUUGGAGACUUUGGUAGGAAAAAUAAGGGAUGAACGAGAAAUAUUACUGCUUCCGAAUCGCCCUAAUCACUCUUCUAGUUCAGCCGGUGAAGCACUGAGCACAUUACUAAAGGCCUUAGCCAGACCAGUGGGCGAAUCGGAG
Ambispora leptoticha is the source of this 312-nucleotide messenger RNA. The record is from the annotation of a GenBank genome assembly. NCBI's taxonomy places the organism in Eukaryota, Fungi, Glomeromycota, Glomeromycetes, Archaeosporales, Ambisporaceae.